UUCAGUAUACAGAAAACUAAAACAUUUAUUAGUAAUGGUUCGAUAUUUGUUAGGAUUUGUUAUGGCUGCUUCAACAGUAGCUUAUAUGUCUGCACAAACGCCAAAACCUUACAUUAUUAUUAAUACAAUUGACAUAAAAAAUGCACCUAAUAACAAUUGGUUCGGCACAUGGAAAGGUGUAAUUGAAUCUGGUGGUGAAAUACUUAGUGUUGACUCGCCUGUUUUACGGGACCUCCCAGAUGACACAAUGAUAGCAGUAAUAGUUGAAUUAUCUGGACAAGUUGUACUCGACUUUAAAUCAACCGUCUGUGACGCUUUAGAGGACGAGUCAUUUGGAAAAGAAAUUGUAAAAUAUGCAGAACCAAAAGGACAGUUUCCAGAAGAGUGUCCAUUUAUUAAGGGGGAAGACUUCAAAAUAAAGAAAUAUGAAAUACCUCAAGAUAAACUUCCACAAAACACUCAACCGGGAGCAAUGCACGCUGAAGUGAAGAUCUAUACUGUCUCUGAAGAUGAUCCGGAAAUAUUCCUGGUUGCUGAUGGUGAAAUUAUUCUCAAAUGAGCUCCGUUAAUUUUCUUUUGUUUUUCUUAUUAUGAAUUGUUAUUGUAUGUACAGAUGUAGCUAUCAUCACGUAUAAAUAAUCGAUUACGCUGUUUUUACAAUUAUUUACCUAUGCAUAAUUUCUCUUGUUUAGUAAAUAAAUAAAUCAUUCGCACAUGAUAAUGAACAA
Molecule: messenger RNA, 728 nt
Organism: Chelonus insularis
Lineage: Eukaryota; Metazoa; Arthropoda; Insecta; Hymenoptera; Braconidae
Exons: 4
Coding region: 35-559 (174 amino acids)
Source: RefSeq, a predicted model, not a curated record